CAUACAGAUAAAAUAGGAUGGCAACGGAUAUAGCAAAGGACAAAAAUAGUCUAGGAUUUGGGUGUGAUUCGUUUUUUAUUUUUUUCUUUUUUUUUAAGUCCCUCUAAUUUGCUUCUUCUUCUCUUCAACUUAUAUAGAGAAGAAUAUCGAGUGAGAGAUUGAGGGAGAGGGGGGAAGAGAGAUCACUUAAAUCGAGUUGUUCUGGGGAAAAGGAUACUAGAGAAGAAAACCCACUUGGGGCUCUUACUAAAAGAGGCUGAGAAUGAACAUAUCAGCAUCUCAAUGCAGUAGUGGGUGUGAAUCUGGUUGGACUCUGUACUUAGAUCAAUCCUCCAGCUCUGCAAACGAAUGCCGGAGAGCUGGGAGAGUUGUUGAUGAAGAUUGUGGAAGAAAAAAUGCAGAAGUGGGUCAGCAAGAUGAAGAAGAGGAUCUAUCCAUGGUCUCUGAUGCAUCAUCCGGGCCUCCCCAUUUCCAUGAAGAUGAAAACUGCUUUUCCCAAGCAGCCAAGAAGAGCCAAAAGAAAAAGAUCAAAGACCCCUGCACCAAACAGCAGCAUUCCUCUCUUGAUGACACUGCUAGUUCCCCUGUAUUAAGCUUUUCCAAGAAGAAGUUUUCUCCUACCAGUGAUCAAGGUUCAAUGGAGCAUGGCUUGGAUUUCUCACAGGGCUUUUCUGCAACACAUUUUAAAGGGAAAUCUGCAUUUCAGAAGCAUAUUGGUUUCUUCAAAUCCUCAUUUGCAGACAAACCACCUUCAGACCAACCAGGUGGCUGUGAAGGAAGAGAGUGGGAAUGAGAUAUGACACAUGGAAUUUCCAAUAAUAUCUUGUAUCUUUGCCACUGGAAUUGCGCAACACAGAGAAAUGCAAGGGUUGUAAAAGAAAAAGGAUAAUGAAUCUCAAAGGGAUCCUGCUCCUUACUUUUGCUCUUUUUCUUUUUCUAUUUGUCUUCUAUUUUAUAUGUGUCAAUGAAGUGGGAAACAACCUGAGAACAUAAAAGUUAAAUAAAUUUCCUAUUUCUAAUUUCUA
This is a messenger RNA of Vitis riparia (riverbank grape), 1025 nucleotides long. RefSeq lists its product as uncharacterized. Bases 263 to 793 code for a protein of 176 amino acids. Lineage: Eukaryota; Viridiplantae; Streptophyta; Magnoliopsida; Vitales; Vitaceae. The transcript is spliced from 4 exons. The record is from RefSeq and is a predicted model, not a curated record. Gene Ontology annotation, biological process: cytokinin biosynthetic process.